Sphenostylis stenocarpa is the source of this 1002-nucleotide messenger RNA. The record is from the annotation of a GenBank genome assembly. Lineage: Eukaryota; Viridiplantae; Streptophyta; Magnoliopsida; Fabales; Fabaceae.
AUGCCGAGUAACGUGGCAGCGAUAAGAGUGGCGGCGGAGUUGUUGGGUAUGACGGAAGGAGAGAAUCUAUGCGAGGUGACAGAAUCAUACUUUGACAGAGUUGUUGGCAUUGAUGCAUUCAUGGUUCUGCGCUCGUGCGUUACUAUGCUUCCCGAAGCCGAAACGACAGCGUCGCUUGUCAGCAGGUGUAUUGAAGUGCUGAUUUUGGACGACGACGUUUCAUUUUUGGACGACGUCGUAGAGAUGCAAGCUCAUGAAUUUCAAAUGGUGGCGUGUUACUUGAACAAACGGCUGCGCGACCACGACGUUCUAUACAAGAUGAUUGAUCUUUAUCUUAAGAAUUUGUUGGCAUUGGUGAAGGAAAACAAGUACGGAAAACUAACAGAGGAACAACAGACAGACAUAUGCAACAACUUAGAUUGUUCUAAGCUCUCACCCCACAUCCUCGUUGACUGUGUUCAAAAUCCGCGAAUGUCGCUCAAAUUCAUAAUGGGAGUGAUACUGGUGGAGCAUCUAAACACUCGUCGCUCCCUGGUUGCGGCGGCCGCCGCCGCUACGCAGCAAGUGGAACGGACGUCACUGAGAAAAAUUCUCCAUCAUGACACUGCUCAUCGCCAUGCAACGGAUAUCGAAGAGGCCAUGGACUCCACCUACUAUCGCAUUCAAAGCCUUGAGAAAGAACUAAUGGACAUGAAGAAACUUCUUGAACAUCAUCAAGUGAGGCAUGGGAAGAGGAAUAAUAAUGCGUUGAACCAAGAACGUUCAACGAGUUUUCAUUUUGAACCACCACACAGCAGUAAAAUACAGAGGGGAGGAAGAGGGUCCAUUUCGUCUUCGAAUUUUCUGUUUGAUGACAUGAUAACCGAGAAAAAUAAUGAGGUGGGGAUGUCUCUUGCAGAUAAAACCUCAACAAAGAUUACCAGUUUUUUUCCCCACAAGAUCAUAACUACUCUCAAAAACGCAUUCGGAUGUCGAAUUCAACGUGAAACUAAACGGAGUUAG